AAGAGAGCACUGAUUUUAGUAAAUAAGCGUUAAAUGAGUUUCUGCAGAAGUGUAGUUACAAUUUAAUUUUAAAGUUUUAUUGGAUUUUCACUUAUAUUGGGAAUAUUUCAUUUUUUCUUAUUUUGGUUUGUAGUGGCCCUGUUUGAGUAGAGAGAAUCCGAAGAACUGUCCAUUUCCUUCCCAACUCCUAACUUUAGCGGCAAAAAGAUGACAGACCCCGAACACACUGAAGAGAUGGGUGACGCUGACGGACAAGUUAUCGAUGUGACGUCAGCUCAGCUGUUGCGUCGGCCUGAUGUGUUGGCAGCACUUCAGGGGGGACCCUUCAAGGGGCCCCUUGCCGCGUUCGCAGGCCUGCGUGUGCUACCACCAAAUGUGAAGCGAAGAGUGAAAGCUCUGAAGAAAAUUCAGCUGGAAGCAACACCAAUCGAAGCCAAAUUCUACGAGGAGGUUCACGCACUCGAAAUCAAAUAUCAUCAGCUGUACUUGCCCUUCUAUGAGAAGGUAAAUUACUGCAAUUUCAGUGAUAUGCCCGAUGCGGAGAGUGGAAUUCCCGAAUUCUGGCUGACAAUCUUCCACAACGUGGCGCUGCUGAAUGAGAUGGUGCAGCCUCAUGACGAGCCCAUCCUCAAGCAUCUGCAAGACAUCAAGGUCGAAUUCCUCAAGGCAGACCCCAUGGGUUUCAUCCUUGAGUUCCAUUUCUCACCAAACGAAUACUUCACCAACUCCGUGCUGACCAAAACCUACCACAUGAACUGCGCUCCUGAUGAGUCCAACCCAUUCAGCUUUGAGGGGCCCGAAAUAUUCAAGUGUUUUGGUUGUAAAAUAGAUUGGAACAAGGGUAAGAAUGUGACAGUAAAGACAGUGAAGAAACGUCAGAAGCACAAAGUCAGCGGCUGUUCACGCGCCCUCGCCAAGACCGUCCAGAACGACUCUUUCUUCAACUUCUUCAAUCCACCUCAGGUUCCAGAUGACCAAGAUGCCGAGCUGGACAGCGAAACACAGGAAUUGCUGACCAGCGAUUUUGAGAUUGGUCACUACAUUCGCGAGCGAGUUGUGCCCAGGGCUGUGCUCUACUAUACAGGAGAAGCGCUGGAAGAGGAGGAAGAUGAUUUCGACGAUGAAGAUGAAGAGGAUGAAGAAGCAGAGGAAGAGGAGGAUGAUGGAGAUGAGGAGGAUGAUGACGAAAUUGAGGAGGUAGGGAGAGGAGCAGGAGGAAAGAAACAGUUGAGGGCGAAAAAGGGGCUCAAAAAUGGCCAGCCCCCCAGUGAAUGUAAUCAACAGUAGGCGAUUAAGCGUGGUUUCAAUAAAUAAUCGAAUGCAUGUGCGAAAGUCAGUCGUUUUCUGAUUAAUUGUUCUACAAAUCUGGGGUUAAUCUCGAUCUAAACUCAAGUUAAAUAAAACUUGAUCCAUAUUGCGGUUAAUCUUGAUCUAAACUCGGGUUAAAACUUGAUCUAUAUUGCGGUUAAUCUUGAUCUAAUCCGGGGUUAAAUGACGAUCCAACCCUGUUCUUCUACCACGCAGAAAAUCGACUGACUGCUGAAGGAGAUUAAUAGAAAAAUAGCUACUGUCUGUUGCUAUUUUUGUAUUAAUUUUCUUCUUCAUAUCAGAACUUGUUAGUUUAGGAUUGAUUUGAGUUAUUUUUAUAUAAUAUUUGUUAAUUGCUUUUGAUCUACCUCAAGUGCCGAAGGAGCUAUUAUAUUUUUAUGCAGCUAUAAAAAUUCAAACCUAUCUUAGUUGAAUUUGGUAGUAUAUCAUAAAAUGAUAACCAGGGAAAUUUAUAAUGUUUAGAUAGAUGUUGAAUCUCCAUUUGAUACUAUUUUUAUUUCCACAUCCUGAAUAAGAAAUACAACAAAUAACUCUAUUUUCUAAACUAGAAUCAAUUUAUUGUGCUUUUAUGUACUGAUGGAUUUAGAUGUUUGAAUUUUAAAUUCUGUUGAUCGGUUGAAUACAGGACUUUUAAAUAAUCUAGCUGUUUCUUUAAAGCUGUUCCCUAGUAAAUGUUGCUUCUUGUACUAUUUUUAAGUAGUUUUUAUUUUUAACAUUCCGUUUCAUGUUUGUUCCUUCAGACAAGAGGGAUUAGCAGAUUUCUUCCCAAAGUAAAAUUGAAUAACUUAUACAUAUUGACUUUCCUCUUGUAUCCCAAGUUAACUUAAUUCCAUACAUUUUUGCAACCUUGGGUAAAACGUUUUUGUCGAAUGCACACUUUUCUCACAUUAGGUAUUUUGUGAUAUUCUGCAUAUUUUACUUCUCUUUCCCUGAACGAACCAGAAAUGUAUUCGGCACUUGAAGGUGGAACCGUUGAGAACUUAAUUUCAUCAAUAUUUUUGUUUUAUUAUAUUUUAUUAUUAUGUUUCAUACAAACUGAGUUUAAAUAAAAUGUAGUUAAACUCCCGGUGAAAAUGCGUCAAUUUAUCGCUCAAUUGGUUGCCAUGUUUACAGUUCAGUUCUGUUAGCAUUUUUGAACUCAUUCGUUUUUUUAAAGUUUGAGAUGAGUCGUGAAAUAAUUGAUUGUUGAAAAAUGUAUUGAUCUAAUGAUGUUGAAGUAUAUUCAGUGGUGUCAAAACUAUGUAUAAAACCGUAUUUCACUUUGGAUAUUGAAAUAAAAUGCCCGUUCUUGGGAAUA
Messenger RNA from Nilaparvata lugens (brown planthopper), 2626 nucleotides. Its product is annotated as nucleosome assembly protein 1-like 1-B. The transcript has 9 exons. Gene Ontology annotation, biological process: nucleosome assembly. Gene Ontology annotation, molecular function: histone binding; chromatin binding. The coding region runs from base 208 to 1287 and encodes 359 amino acids. Lineage: Eukaryota; Metazoa; Arthropoda; Insecta; Hemiptera; Delphacidae. Gene Ontology annotation, cellular component: chromatin; nucleus. The record is from RefSeq and is a predicted model, not a curated record.